GCCUGCACAUGGGCGCGCGGCCGGUGCGCGCGGUGCAGAGCGGGCGGCGGGAGUGGUGGUGUUGGAGGUGCGCGGCCGAGGGGCCCUUCUCGCUCCUCGGCUCGGCUCGGCUCGGCUCGGCUCGGCUCGGGCGCCCGUUGCACCCCGCUGCGUUAGCGGCGUGGCGAGAGGCAAGGGGAAGGAACCGUUGACCGCGCAGCUGCCCCGGCGGAGCGCUCACCAUGUCGCGGCCGCUCCCGCUGAACCCGACUUUCCUACCUCCCACCUACGGCGUGCUGAAGUCGCUGCUGGAGAACCCGCUCAAGCUCCCGCUCGCUCACGAAGACGCAUUUGGUAAAGAAAAAGACAAGGAGAAGAAGCUAGAUGAUGACAGCACCAGUACCACAGUCCCUCAGUCGGCUUUCUUGGGUCCAACAUUAUGGGACAAGACACUGCCAUAUGAUGGAGACACUUUCCAGUUGGAAUACAUGGACCUGGAAGAAUUCCUCUCAGAAAAUGGCAUUCCACCCAGCCCAAACCAGCACGAGCAUAGCCCGCACCAGUCAGGUCUCCAGCAAGCUACCUCAGCGUCACCUUCAGUCAUGGACCUCAGCAGCAGGGCUUCUACUUCAGUCCAUCCAGGCAUGGUGUCGCAGAACUGCAUGCAGAGCCCAGUCAGACCAGGUCAGAUCUUGCCAGCAAACCGAAACACACCGAGUCCCAUUGAUCCUGAGACUAUCCAAGUUCCUGUUGGCUACGAACCUGAUCCUGCAGAUCUUGCUCUUUCCAGUAUUCCUGGCCAGGAGAUGUUUGACCCUCGUAAGCGCAAGUUCUCUGAAGAGGAGCUGAAACCACAGCCGAUGAUUAAGAAAGCUCGCAAAGUCUUCAUUCCAGAUGACCUGAAGGAUGACAAAUACUGGGCAAGGCGCAGAAAGAACAACAUGGCAGCGAAGCGAUCGCGGGACGCGCGCCGCCUGAAGGAGAACCAGAUCGCCAUCCGUGCCUCCUUCCUGGAGAAGGAGAACUCGGCUCUGCGCCAGGAGGUGGCCGACCUACGGAAAGAGCUGGGCAAGUGCAAGAACGUCCUUGCGAAGUACGAAGCUCGACACGGGCCCCUGUAAAUUGGAAAGGGGGCAAUGGGGGGGGGGGGUUUCUUUCUUCUUUCUUCUUUCGUUGCGGGUUGGCAUUUGACUAGAUGGACGAUGUGUUUCCUGUUUGAUAGCACCACACCCAAACCAACCUUUCUGUCUUCAGCACUUUACCAGAAGCAGAAACAAAACUGACUUAAACGUUAACUUCUUCUUUCGUUUGCGUAUGCGUGUCCCUGCGUUCGUGUGUUCACAUGUCUGUACCCGUGUGUGUGCGUGUGUGCAUGUGUGUGCGUGCGUGCGUGCGCAUCUCAGCACUUCCCAUUUGUAUGAAGCCCUCUUCAAAAGGGUGCCACAUUUUUACCUGGACUGUUGAGAACCGCCAUAGUAAGCUUUUUAUUACAUACGGUGUUUUCUUUUCAGUGCUGCUUCAGAGUAGGGGUUUUAUGUUAUUGUAACCAGCUCCAUCCCGAGGGACUCGGAAAGAUCCCAGGAUAAAUUAUAGAAAAAAAAAAGAAAAAAAAAAAAAGGAAAAAAAAAAAAGAAAAAAAGGAAAAAAAAAAGUAGAUCUCAGUUUUUUUGGAGAGUAACGAGCUCGUGUUUGAGUCUGUCUAUCAGAAACAUUAACACGCUAAUAAAGUGCACACAUAAUUUAGUACUACACUGCAGAAAUAUUAAUUUAUAGAUUGCUUUCGUUGUAUUUUGAGUUUUGGUGGUAAUUGUCUUCAGAUUUAAAGUGCUGUUAGACUGAGUUAGCUGUACUCAUUAUAGAGCCCAUAAUGGCUUCUCUGUAGCUAUUAAGGUUCCUUUUCUUUCCACAGACCCCAGGUAGGUAGGAGUCCUGUCGAUGGACUACAGAGUGUGUAUUUGCACUGUCUGUACCUGAAGCAAUAAUCCUGUUGUACGCUAGCGCGCAUGCUGCCCGGGUGUUCCCAGUGGACGUAGGAUGGUUUCCCUCCCCAACAGGAGUUUUUAAUGUCUUUAACAAAAAGCUAAGGGUAAAAGCCACCUUCACGUGAGCAUGUUAAUUGUGUCCCUGCUCUAGGGAGCGCAUGUGUGAGAAGCAGGAUAAUGAGUUGAAAUGAGAACAAAAUCCAGAGUGUCAACCCAGAGCCGAUGUCGAAACCAGAGGGGCUUUUCUGUCUUCAGUUAGUUUUGCAUCUCUUCAAGUUCCAUUUUGUGAUUGAAAAUUAAAUAAAUACCCUGAUUAAUUUGUUUUUUCCCCCCAUGUUUUGUAAUAUAUUUUCUGUGGAUUAUAUCUUGCUGUUUUAAAGAUCGCGUUUAUUCAGUUAGAAGAAGUCACUGGUUUGCAAAGCCCAUUUUUCCUAGUGAUUGUUGUUCUGAGUGUGACAUGAACUGAUGGUUCUGAACUUAUUGUUUUAAACUCUAUUUGCUUCUGAACAUGUUUGUUCUAAUAUAAAGUGGACUUCUGAAAAAUGAAUGUAAGAGACACUGGUGUAUUUCAGAAGGGGAUGGUGUUGUCAUAUACUGUGGUUAAUCCAAACAAUCUAAGUGUUUACUAUAGACCAAAAGGAUAGAGAUUAUAAAGUGUAUAAAGUUUAUACAGAAUAAUUAUAGUAUGUUCGUUUUGUACAGUAUUUUUCAAGUACAAAUACUGACAAUGUAUUUUGAAAGACAGACAUAUAUAUAGCAAAAAAGGAAGAAAAAGCUAUUCCAUGUUUAAAACUAUAUAGCAAAGAUAGAUAUAUAUUCUCCAUAUUGUACAGAAAGGAAAUGCUAUGGGGUUUGUUGGUUGAUUUUCUUUCCUUAACUAAUUCUUUAAUAUUUUAAGCCUACCACUGGCACACCAGCAUGUUCUGUGCUUUACAUUAAAUUUUGAUGGCAGUAAUAUGGCUUUCCAGGAUGUUCCAUAUUACUGGAAAAGAGAGACUUCUUUAUUAUUUCCCAUCCAAAACACAUAAAGGAAUGAUUUAGCAGGGACAAAGCACAACCUGGAUUUUAGUCAACUGUUGACGGGACAGGACAAUGUUUUGUAAAGGCAGAAAAAUGAUGUCUAAGACAAGAAAUCUCAGUCAUUUCUAAUCUGCUGCUGCUGCUGCUAGAAUCUGUUUCCAGCUGAAAUGUUUCUUACAGCUAGCUCUGUUUGGGGUAUACAGUUGUACGUGCUGCAUCUGGUUAUUAACAGGUGAGGAAAACAUGGUGCUACGUCUUGCUCACAGUUCUCCCAGUGUUUUGACCUUAUUUUCAAAUAAAGAGGUUGUUCAUUCCAUUAAAUCAUUAGUCAUGCUUCAGGAGGUUGAUACAAAGGACUCCCCCUUUGUUCAGCAUUAAAAAUACCCUCGCAGGAAUGGCAUCUUUACAGUAUUUUUCCUCAAACGUACCCGAGUUGUCAGCAGUCCUUAACGUGCAGGAUUUGCAGUGGACAAUUCAUUCAGCAAAUUGAGUUUCCGUGUGCUGCAGCAGAGUUUAAAGCAAAAUAAGUUAUUUUCUAAUGGUCAGUAUAAGCCACUGGAUGCAGGGGUAGAGAAACGAGACUGGUGGUGUUGGGCACAACCCAGUGUCUGCUACAGCCUCUAUGAGAUAAACUUCAUUUCUCUUCUUAGAAGCAGUGUGACCAUGGCAGGGCUCAGCUGCUGCUGCUGUAGGGGACACUUUCAGCAGCAGCACAGCAAAUGGCAACAGCUUAGAGUCACCCUCACAGUGGUUGUUGUUGGGGUGACACUAGAACAGGCGAUGGUGUGAGUGAGAUCAGCUGUACCGAGCCCGAGCCAUCGGUGGGCUGCGGUGUGAGCACAGAACUUCCUUUAACAUGGAAAAGGCAGCUUGGAAAAACAAUUGCAGGCGAUGCUUUAGUUUGCUUUGGGCAGGGAAGGGGCGGGAGGUGACGGUAGUUUCUGUAGGCUGGAGAGCACAGAUGUAUUAAGUCACAGCCACAGAGGAGCAUGGAGGUUUCCAGCAGCUACCUCGUCCAGCGGUCCCCAAGCUGCUGCCUUGCCUCUCAGCCCCAUCCCGCUGUGCGGGUGGAUAGGAAGGUGAGUGUGUGUUUGGGGGUUGGAAACAGGGUGAGGGGGAGCAGGACAGGCCCUCCUGGUGCCUCCAGAACGGUCACCUUUAAAACAAGAGAGGAAAAGCCAAAGCAAAGGAUGGGGGCUGAAACUCGGAAUAGGUUCUGUAACCAGUACAAAGUAAAUGCAGGCCAGUUCAGCUCAGUUCCGGUUCCUGAGGACAGCUCAGCUGGGCUCGUCACACCUCUGGUGGCUUUGAUGCUCAUGAAGGAGCUUGUAGGUGUAUGAAAUUGUAAUUUUAUACAAAUAGAAAUAUAUAUAUUUGCAGAAUAAUGACUAGCUUGUCUGAAUGAUUCACUGACUUGUAUUAAACCGUAAAUAAGCAUUGAUCAAAUGCUGCUUGCUUUUUUGUUGUUUUUUUGCUGAAACUUAGAAGUGAUUCAUUUCUUUUUACAAAGGAAUGCCCUCUAAAAUCAAACGGCGUUUGGGAUGUUUGUGAGCACCGCGGGGCUCUCUGUGGGAAAGCCCAUGGCAGACAAGGCUGGGGGGGGAUUAUUCCUUUUCAUUUCCUAAUGGUGCUCAAGGCACUGACCCUCGCACCAUGGGAAUAACGUUCGGACUUGAAUCCAUAAAAGCAAGAAAUUCCCAAUGAAAGUCCAGUGCCAGAGGCUCCGUGCUUGGCUGUGCUCUGUAGCUGCACACGGGGUGAGUUCAGCAGGGCCAAGGGACCCCGGCAUUUGACUCUCUUGCCUCUGUGGGUUUGUAAUGCCCCCGUUGAUGCUUUACAGCUGUUUGUGCAUGUGACACACUAGAGAUGUGCAGUCCAGUUUGAUUUUGUUGACUUGUUUUUAUAUGUGAAGAGAAAAACAAAAUGUAUUAAAACUCACAAGUGAUCAACCAUCGUAUUUCUGGCAACACCACAAGGCAGCGUCUGUUCCGGUCCAGGUUCGGCAGCGAGCUCAGCGGAGCUGUGUGACAGGAGGUGGAUGCAGCCUGCGCUGCUCAGCCCAAAUCCUCUUUAUUUUUGUUUUAUUUUUUGUCUGUUAUUCUUAAUGUUUAAUAAACUUUGAACUUUUUCUUCUCUCA
Molecule: messenger RNA, 5119 nt
Organism: Neopsephotus bourkii (Bourke's parrot)
Lineage: Eukaryota; Metazoa; Chordata; Aves; Psittaciformes; Psittacidae
Gene: HLF
Product: HLF transcription factor, PAR bZIP family member
Exons: 4
Coding region: 222-1100 (292 amino acids)
Biological process (GO): regulation of transcription by RNA polymerase II
Cellular component (GO): nucleus
Molecular function (GO): RNA polymerase II cis-regulatory region sequence-specific DNA binding; DNA-binding transcription factor activity, RNA polymerase II-specific
Source: RefSeq, a predicted model, not a curated record